Papilio xuthus (Asian swallowtail) is the source of this 1391-nucleotide messenger RNA. RefSeq names its product Tryptophan 2,3-dioxygenase vermilion (gene vermilion). Gene Ontology annotation, molecular function: L-tryptophan 2,3-dioxygenase activity; heme binding; metal ion binding. The record is from RefSeq and is a predicted model, not a curated record. The transcript is spliced from 10 exons. Lineage: Eukaryota; Metazoa; Arthropoda; Insecta; Lepidoptera; Papilionidae. The coding region runs from base 155 to 1354 and encodes 399 amino acids.
GGAAUGAUGAAAUCUGAACCGCGUCGCGCGUCGUACUCGCACCAGUAUCAAUUAACCGCGCGCCGAGAGAGCGCGAACACAAAUUCCGUGCCGCGUGUUAAUUUCAAAUUUGGAAUACGUUUUUUUUUAAUUUGACACAUAUCCAAUUUGCAAAAUGGCCUGCCCUAUGAGGUCAGUUAUGGACGAUUCAGGUGCUCAAGACGGAAGCCAUCUUGGCAACGAGGCGGGCAUGCUGUACGGAGAAUACCUGAUGCUGGAUAAGCUGCUAACAUCACAACGGAUGCUAAGCGCGGAAUCCUCGAAGCCAGUACACGAUGAGCAUCUGUUUAUUGUUACUCACCAAGCUUACGAACUAUGGUUUAAGCAGAUCAUUUUCGAAGUGGAUUCGGUUCGUGCUUUAUUAGACGUGGAGGGAUUGGACGAAGGGCACACCAUGGAAAUACUGAAAAGGCUCAACAGGGUUGUACUUAUAUUAAAGUUGCUAGUCGACCAAGUGAUGAUAUUAGAGACAAUGACGCCAUUGGAUUUUAUGGACUUCAGACACUACCUACGCCCUGCUUCUGGUUUCCAGAGUUUACAGUUCCGACUCUUGGAGAACAAGCUGGGUCUAAAGCAAGCUCUCCGUGUUAAAUACAACCAGAAUUAUCAAACGGUGUUCGGUGACGACCCUGAAGCUAUGGAAUCUCUACGCAAAUCAGAGGAAGAACCAGCUCUACUUGCGUUGAUAGAGCGCUGGCUAGAGCGUACUCCGGGACUCAAUACACACGGCUUUAACUUCUGGGGAAAGUUCCAGAAUGCUGUUGACACCAUGAUCAAAGAUGACAUCAACGAGGCCAUGCUUGAACCAAACGAGAUGGUUCGCAAACAUCGUCUCCAGGACGCGGAGAAUCGUAGAGAGAUAUACCGCUCUAUCUUUGACCCAUCAGUACAUGAUGCUCUGCGCUCUCGGGGGGAAAGAAGGCUGUCACACAGAGCGCUGCAAGGUGCCAUCAUGAUCACAUUCUACCGCGACGAGCCGCGCUUCUCUCAGCCGCAUCAGCUGCUCACGCUGCUCAUGGACAUUGACAGCCUCAUCACCAAGUGGCGUUAUAACCACGUGAUAAUGGUGCAGCGGAUGAUUGGGUCUCAGCAACUUGGUACUGGUGGUUCAUCUGGAUAUCAGUACCUCAGGUCUACGCUUAGUGAUCGUUACAAAGUAUUCCUGGAUCUAUUCAACUUGUCUACAUUUUUGUUACCUCGUUCUCUGAUCCCACCACUCGAUGACGGGAUGAAGCGUAGUCUGAACCUCACAUGGGGAGACAACAUCAAGGAGAAUGGUCAAAACGGUCAAAAUGGCUUAGAAGCAUCUUUAUAACUUCAAAAUUUAGUUAAAUAAAAUUAGAUUUUAUAAC